Molecule: messenger RNA, 2045 nt
Organism: Carassius auratus (goldfish)
Lineage: Eukaryota; Metazoa; Chordata; Actinopteri; Cypriniformes; Cyprinidae
Product: tetratricopeptide repeat protein 16
Exons: 13
Coding region: 132-1922 (596 amino acids)
Molecular function (GO): protein binding
Source: RefSeq, a predicted model, not a curated record
UGAUUUUAGUGUCAGGGUCUGCACUCUUGUUCGACUUGUCUCGGUUGUAGGGAACAAACGUGAGGACUCUAGAAGAUUUUUGUUUUCUUUAAGUGAUUUUAUAAACUUUGACUUACACAUCUGUUGUCAACAUGAAUCCACCUGCUGACUGUGCCGAGACCUCAGCACUGAAAAAGAAACCGGAUAUGUAUGGGGAGCGCAUAAUAAAAGAAAAGGCUGAGAAACAUUAUGAAGCAGGUGUUGAUGCCAUGUCCCAGUCUCACUUUAACAAGGCUGUGUCCUGUUUCUCAAAGGCCAUACUACUCCAGUCACACCAGACUGAGUUUUAUGUGCAGCGAGCAGAAGCAUAUCUUCAGCUGUGUGACUUCCAGUCUGCGGCACUAGAUUACAAACACGCCUGCGGUCUGGAACCCCAAACUGAGGCCUACCCUCAACGACUUGCCUUCGUCUACUACCUGCAGGGCCAGUGUUGUUUUGAUUUAGGGAAGUUUCUUGAGGCUCUGGAGUCUUUCACAAAAGCUGCAGAACUUAAACCCUCCUUCCGGCCGUAUCACAUGAGAAGUUUGGCUUGUCUGACCGCUCUGGGCCGUUACUCUGACUGUCUUCAGUUGGUCAACAAUUGGCUGAAGAUGGACGGCCAGUCAGCAGACCUCUUCACUCUGAGAGCUCGCCUUCACCACCAGCUCAGUCAGAUGACUUUAUGCUAUCAUGACUUGAGGUCAGCACUCAGAUUGAAACCAUGCUGUCCAGAGGCACAGGCACUGUUGAAGAGGAUGAAGGAUGUAGCGAAGGAUUCCCAUCAGGCAGCUGUUAAUAAGGCUUUGAAGGGAGAGCUUUCAGAUGCACUGGGGAAAAUAAACACUGCUCUGGAGUAUAACCCCAAUAAAGCACAAUACUACCUCUUUAGGGGGAUUCUGUAUCGGCGGCUGAAAGACUUUACUGCUGCUAUCGAGGACUUGGUCCUUUCUGUUGAGUUCGGUGGAGCUGGAGAAGAUCCUCCUCAUGGAGACAUGCGGGACCGCUCUUUAGAUUUAGAGGAAGACGCUCAGACCCAGCUGGUGCUCACAUACAACGAUUUUGCCAUUCAGUGCUUCUCCCGGGGUCUGUACGGCGAAGGCAUCAUGCUGCUGAACAAGGCCAUAGAGAAGGACAGAAACGCAAGUGAACUGUUCAUCAACAGAGGAGAUUGUUUUUUUAAGCAGUGUGAGUGGACUUUUGCGCUGGCUGACUAUGAGCAAGCAGAGGAGAUGGACCCUGACAACACGGCUAUCUGGCUACGACUAGCUAUUAUUCACAAUACACUGGGUCUGCAUUGCUAUAAAGACAAGAAAUACCAGGAUGCAGCAGACAAGUUUUCUGCUGCAAUAAGGUACAACCCUGGAGUAGGUCAGUAUUAUGAGAAUCGAACCAAAGCUUACAGCAAGGUGGCCAAAAUGGAAGAGGCCAAGAUGGAUGCCAUCAGAGUCCUUAUCUUAGAGCCAACCAAUGAUCAGGUGGUGCCUUUGCUGUUGAGUCUGCUCCCAGGAUGCUCCUUGACUGAUAUUAUGUCCUGUGCCACUGCACAGUCAGUCAAAACCCAGCUGAUGGCAAAGAUUCAGGCUUUCAAACUAGCAGUCUCCAAGGUGUCAAGCACUGGCAGGAUGGCCCUUGUCAAGGAGGAGGGUCAGUCACAGAAGUUACAGGCUGAAGAUGGUUCAGAGCAGUUGAUGAAGCCAUGCAUCACUUCAGGAGAGGUGCAGUGCGAGCUAGUCAAGAGAAAACAACAGUUAAAUCAAGCUGUGAAAAGAGCCCUGCAGCAGAGGCCGCCCCUGCGCUAUGAUGGGCCCCGUCUGGCCCCUGUCCCCCCCGCACAUGAAGAGCCUGGCGCUCAGGAACGCCCAUAUGUUUGGAGGAAAUUUGGGGGCUUUGGGCUCAAUUGUUAAAGGCUCAUUGGAAUUAAUCAGUCUCAGUUAUCAUGGUGACUUGGGUAAUCUUUGACUCUCCUUAAUACUUUGGGUUUUAUUCUUAAAGGGACAUUUCACUAAAACAUGAGAAUUAUGUCUUAA